AUGAUCGUUAAAUUCAAAGCCAAAGAAACUGCAAAUCAUUGUCUUUCGGGCGAAGAGUUGUGUCAGAAAUUGAUUGCAUUUCUGCAGAAGAAGUGUCCAAACAUUCAAAGAGUUUAUUAUGUUUGCAGAAUAAAUGGCUUUAGAGACGAGACGUUUAGGAGACCACUGUUUGAAGCCAUCGAUCACUCGCGGAACAGUUGGCCGUAUCUCAAGAGUAUUGACUUUUUCCGCUAUAGUUAUUACGAGUCAAAUAAUGAGUCAAACCAUCAGUUUGUUGAGUAUAUGUUCACCACAUUUGGUCCAAUGAUCACUAAAUUAAAGCGCUAUAAUGAGAACCUAUCGCCAUAUGUGUCCAAUUGUCCCAAUUUAUCAAUUAAACCAAAGUUUGGUUCGAGUGUCAUCUCAGACAACAUCAAUGUUACAGAUAUAGUCACAGUGUCUACACUUCAAAGUGUAGACAAUCAUCUCAAGAGUUUAUCACAAUUGAAACCAAACAAAAUCGGUUCACGUCUUGUAUACGCGGACGCGAUGUUUAAAAUGACAAACAUUACUAUCGAUAAGGAGUCGUGUAGUGAAGAGAUGGGCAGAGAUCUGCUCCUCAUUGUUAUGGUAUUUAAUAGAGUCAAUGAUUUUGAAAGAAGACAGGCUAUACGUCAGACAUGGGGUCAAGAAUUUAAGACCAAUAAUAAGACGAGAAUAUUCUUCACAAUUGGUUUGUCCAAAGAUAUCGGCGUUCAGACAAAAGUGGUCAAAGAAAAUGAAGAAUUUAAUGAUAUUUUGCAAUUUGGUUUUUAUGACGACUACUAUAACUGUACGAUCAAAGCGAUGGCACUCUUGAGAUGGACAGCAAUGAAGUGUCCAUUUGUUAAAUACAUGCUUAAAGUUGACGACGACUCACUCGUUAUACCAAACAAUUUGCUUGACUUUUGCCGAUCGAGUGAUGCGAACGCUAUAUUUGGCUACAAAUGGCAUAAAGCUUAUGUAAAACGCGGUCGAGACAAAUGGUCAUUAAGUUUGAAGGACUAUUCGCACAACUAUUACCCCGCUUACAUCAGUGGCCCAUAUCUCAUACCCGGCCACUACUGUCUGGCAUUGUAUGAAACGGCAAUCACCCGAUACUUACCGGCGCUUCCCUUCGAAGACGUUUAUGUGNGAGGACGCGGAGGUUUUCCCCGUUGGGGACCAAAUCAUUACAUUAUUCUUGUGAUUACGAGAUGGCAGAAGAGUUCGGCAACCGUUCAGCCGAGACACAGAUAUCUCGAGAUAGUUAUUGAGAAUUUGCUAUCAAAUUCGGAUCAAAUUUGUUUACCAGAACGUUUUGUGAGCGGAGACGACUUGUUUGGAGAGAUUCAACAAUUAUUUCGUGCGGACUCUGAGUCCAGGCGUUGGGUUUUGCCGGAAGUGAUCAACUUUUUCAAGAGUGUCUGUUCGGCGACCGAUGAAAAUGGGUUUCACUUCAAACUAAUCCAAAACGGAUAUAUCGAUGACUAUAUGAAUACAGACAACGCGUGGAAAGAGGCAAAGGCUUAA
This is a messenger RNA of Medioppia subpectinata, 1530 nucleotides long. The record is from the annotation of a GenBank genome assembly. Lineage: Eukaryota; Metazoa; Arthropoda; Arachnida; Sarcoptiformes; Oppiidae.